UUUACCGUUGACUGACCCAUUUUUCAUCUUCAUAAUCUCGUCCUUUCUCUGCAACCUCCCGAUUUGCAUCAUUUUUCCCGACCACUCAACAAUGAAUAUUCUAUUCCUUCUCCAACCCAAUUUGUUUUGUGUUCUUUUUUCUAGCUUGAUUGUCUUGUGAUCCUGAUUGAGUCUAAGCGGGAACUGUUAUAAUUGUAUAUCUCUUCCCCGGAGAUGAGCGUUUUCGUAGCUAAAUGGUUUAUGAUUUGGCUUUUAUUCAUUGGCUUGUUUUCAUUACCUACGGCGAGUUGUUCACUUACUUCUAGGAAUCUUAAAUGCAAUAAAAGAGAUAUGAAAGUACUAGUGGAUUUCUAUAAUGGGUUGAAAUUAUUAGAUUUGGAUUCAAGCGGGAUUGCUGAUUGGGAUGUGAAUUCCUCUGCUUCUAAUUGCUGCAAUUGGGUUGGAAUAACAUGCAAAUCAUCUUGGUCACUUGGAUUGAAUGAUUCUUCUGAAGAUGAUUCAGGUAGGGUGGUGACAUUUGAAGUUACAGGAAGAAGUUUAGUUGGGAAAUUGCCAAUGUCUUUGGGCAACUUGGAUCAGCUCAGGGAACUCAACCUUUCCAGAAAUUUCCUGACAGGUUCGAUUCCUUCAACGUUGUUACAUCUGUCUAGAUUAGAGGUUUUAGACUUGAGUUAUAAUCAGUUUACCGGGCUGUUUCCAGUGAUCAUAAUAAGCCUUCCUUCUCUUCGAGUUUUCAAAAUUAAUGAUAACCAAUUCUCCGGAAAUCUCAGUGACAACAUUGGGAACCUUUCCAGUCUUGUCCAACUUGACAUUUCUAGGAACAACUUUUCAGGAAAGUUGCCAAAUGUUUUCCAUAGUUUGAGUAUGUUGAGUAAUUUUGCUGCUCAAUCAAAUAACUUCACUGGCAGCAUACCUGAGUCUUUGGGUAGUUCCCCAACUCUAACUGUUCUUGAUUUGAGAAACAAUUCGUUGGGUGAUACAUUAGAUCUUGAUUGUACUGCAAUGUUGAAUCUUGUUUCACUUGACUUGGGUAGUAAUCAGUUUCGUGGGUCCAUCCCGGAGAAUCUUCCCAAGUGUCAACGUUUGAAAAGAUUAAAUCUUGCCAAAAACCAUUUUGAUGGACAAAUUCCAGAAAGCUUCAAGAAUUUUCAGUCUCUUUCUUACCUUUCUCUUUCCAACACCAGCAUUUACAAUUUGUCAUCUGCACUGGCCACUUUACAGCAUUGUAGGAACUUGACCAGUUUGGUUCUUACUUUGAAUUUUUGGGAUGAACCAAUUCCAUCGGAUUCUGCUCUGCGUUUCAGUGAGCUUAAAGCUCUUGUCAUUGCAAAUUGUAGACUCAUAGGAACACUUCCUCUGUGGUUAAGCAAUUCAAACAAGUUGCAGGUGUUGGAUUUGUCGUGGAAUCGGCUUGAAGGGGAAAUUCCAUCAUGGUUUGGUGGUUUUAAGUUUCUGUUUUACUUGUCCUUGUCCAAUAAUUCCUUCUCAGGGGAGAUUCCAGUAGAACUUACUCAAUUAGAGAGUCUUGUUCAUGGAAAGAAUUUUCCAGAUGACCCAUAUCUUCAUUUCCCCAUAAACUUCAAGAAGAGUGUCACAUCCAAGGGAUUGCAGUAUAAUCAAAUUUCUAGCCUUCCACCCUCAUUAGACCUUGGAAACAACUUCUUUACCGGACCCAUUUGGCCGGAGUUUGGAAAUCUGAAGUAUUUAAUCUUCUUGAAUCUGAAAUGCAACAAUUUAUCCGGCGCUAUUCCCAGCGAUUUGUCGAGUAUGAGGAACCUGGAAACGUUGGACUUGUCUUAUAACAACCUGUCUGGAACAAUACCACCUUCUCUAACAAACCUAAACUUUUUAUCAAUGUUUAGUGUUGCAUACAAUAAACUCUCAGGGGUUAUCCCCACUGGAGGUCAGUUUGAAACAUUCCCAAGUUCAAGCUUCAUAGGGAACCAGGAUCUUUGUGGUGUUUGUAGUUCUCCUUGUCCUGAGAGCAGCCAACUUCGCCACGCGGCGUUUUGGAAUGAUGAAACAUCAAGGAGUAUAAUAAAAUCUGAAUGGCUGUGGGGAUUCUGCUUGGGAUUAUUUUCAUCCUUGCUUUCGUGUUGGUGGUGGUUGUUCUAAUCUCGGGUAAAGAAAGUCUUCCCUUCCAAAAAGGAUUCAUCAGAAUCUGGUUCCAAAAUGAGUGAUCCAGUUCAAAACAAGGUUACAAAUGACACGAUCAUUCUACCAACAACAAUUUUGAUCAUCCGCGCUCUUUGGUUCCAAGGAAUUUGAAGCCGAAGCCAAAUAAGCAAUGCUCUCGAAGGCAAAGCAUCCCAAUAUAGUGCUAUUGUAUGGAUAUAUAUAUAUAUAUAUACAUAUGUAAUCUAUUUUUGGCAUAUUGUGAAAAGAGACAAACAAGCUGUUGCAGGCAUUAUAAUGUCUGGGAAAAGAAAGUAGCAAAUCCUACCAACAUGAAAUGCAAAAUGCCA
This is a messenger RNA of Oldenlandia corymbosa var. corymbosa, 2465 nucleotides long. The record is from the annotation of a GenBank genome assembly. NCBI's taxonomy places the organism in Eukaryota, Viridiplantae, Streptophyta, Magnoliopsida, Gentianales, Rubiaceae.